AUGUUAGUCCGGCAAGGGAAGGUAUCUUUGGUUGUGGAGGCUCAGUUGGUUAUGGUUUGUGUUAAGUGUCGUAUGUUUGAUGAUGCUGGAAAAGCUAAGACUAAUUACUACAACGCUCAGAAUGAUAGGAGAGGAAGAGGCCAUGGAGUUGGUAAACCUUACAACAAGGACAAAGGAAAGAAGAGAGAUUCUGGUGGGGGCUCUAAGCCAAGUUUGGCGGAUGUCAGGUGCUAUAGGUGUGGAACCUUGGGUCAUUAUGCCAAUGAUUGUAAGAAUGAUUUAAGUUGUCACAAGUGUGGAAAAGCGGGUCACAAGGCGGCUGAUUGCAAAAGUGUUGCAAGAGAGAUUACUUGUUACAAUUGUGGAGAGAAAGGUGAUAUUAGUACUAAGUGUACCAAGCCGAAGAAGGCGGCGGAAAAAAUGUUUGCUUUUAAUGCGGAGGAAGUGGAGCAGCCAGAUAAUCUUAUCUGA
Molecule: messenger RNA, 471 nt
Organism: Medicago truncatula (barrel medic)
Lineage: Eukaryota; Viridiplantae; Streptophyta; Magnoliopsida; Fabales; Fabaceae
Product: cellular nucleic acid-binding protein-like
Exons: 1
Coding region: 1-471 (156 amino acids)
Molecular function (GO): zinc ion binding; nucleic acid binding
Source: RefSeq, a predicted model, not a curated record